AUGUUUCGCAUCCAGUCUGGUGCGCCUGACAGUGACGCCGUACCUGUCUCGUCGAUACGGCUCUCACCAGCACAUUUCGCUGAAAUGUCGUCCACGCCACUCAUUGUCCCAGCUACCCAGCCGCAGCCGAGCCCUGCUGCGAAUGGAGCCCUCCCCGUAGACAUUUUCCCCGAAAACGUUAUCAAACCCAUCUACAAAACCGACUUGCCUAAGCCCCAUUCACUUGUUGACAAGACCCAGCAGCUUGUCUACUGCUGCAGUCUCCUCUCCAAGGCUCCAGGACCGUUACCAUUAACCUCGGACAGCGAUGUCUCCCAAGAUUCGCCCCUCGGCGACAAGGAGAAGGAAUGGGUUCAGGACAUCGGUCUCGUUUCGCAUGGCCGAUAUCAAUGGCUUGUUGAGCAAUUGGUCAGAGCGUUCGCUGACAACCCACUCAAGGCAUUUGAUGUGGUCACCGAGAUCGUUCUUGUUGGUCCCGUCCUUGACCGCGACACAUACCGCAGCCUGCUCUCAUGCUUCAUUUCCAAGUUUGAGCAGACAACAGCGCUGGAUGUCAUUCUGCUCCUAGGUCUUGUGCAAUUGGUUGAGUGCGCCUCCGCUGGAUACCUCGUCGACGAUGAUCUGGCUAGAAUCGCCACUGUUCUCUCCAAGGAGCUCUCGAUCACCCACAUUGGCACGAAUGACCACUCCUUGGACCUGACAUUGUCACUCGCUCGAGUUCUUGAUGUGAUGGUGACUGGAAAGGUCAAGGACCUGAACCGUGAACGAGACCAUCAGCCGAUGCUGCAGCUCCUGGACGGUCUGUGGAACAGCGACAAUGUCGUCCAGAGGUACGAGGCAAUGUAUGCCUACCAGGCCCUCCAGUAUGCACCCGACGACGAGACUCCGCUCCAGGUACUGUGGAGAUAUGCCAAGGUUGCAGCGGCAGGCGCAGGCACAGUGUCGAGUGUUUUCAAGUUGGAUCCAGAGGGGCUCCUCAAAGGUAUCGAGAGUCUUCAGGAGAUCGGUGCAGGGGUUGUGGGAGCUAUUAGCACUGGAAUGGAGAUGGUGGAGACCCUUCGUGUUGGUGCUGGUGGGGCCGACCGGGCGUCGGAGAACAAGUUCGACUAUAUGAAGAAGCGUUCGUGGUACCUCGCCCUUCAAGGAACGGCUCUCUUCAUCCGCCAGGGACGACUUUCAGACUUUAACAUAGUCGUCAGCCAGGCGCCUUGUCGCAACAACCCCAACUUUCAGUGGGGAGUCUGCCGCCAGAUCGGAGAGAUUGCAGUCGACCCGCUCUGGGAUGUUCUUGUCCGUCAACAGGCCGUCGACUUUCUAGGCGAGUUGUUCAGGAGUGGUGCUGACUGGAAACCGCAUGUCGAUGUCAAGCGCUGGAUCUUGACCAUCCUUGUCCAGAUCUCGGGGAUGUCGGAUGACUCUAUCAAGAAUCGCGCUGUUGCUUUAUUACUAGACCUGAAGAAGGGCGGUGUCACCGAGUGUCCUGGUUUUUUUUCGCUGAGCAGACGCCUCCCUCUGCCUUCAACCUCCCCGCUUCUUGCUAAGGUCCAAGAAAUCCCAAAACUCGAGUACGACCUGCACGUAUUGAGGUCGAUGAGGAUUGCCAACUACAAGCAGGCAGUUUACAUCGACCCCAUGGCCAAACUCAGCCUCCAGGACACGGAUGACAAUCUGUUCCCUCUCAUGGACAAGGUUAGACAUUUUAUGGCCGGCGACGCUCAGGUGAUGCUGAUUCUGGGAGAUUCAGAAGUGGGAAAAUCCACAUUCAAUCGACACCUGGAACACGAGCUCUGGCAAGAGUAUAAGGCAGGAGGCCGUAUCCCGCUUUUCAUCAACUUGCCGUCCCUCAAGCGACCAGAGGAGGAUCUGGUUGCGGAGCAAUUGAGGACCCAUAACCUUUUGGAGGACCAGAUCCGUGAGUUGAAGCUGGACCGCCAGUUUAUGUUGAUCUGUGAUGGAUACGACGAGAGCCAGCUUACAUCCAAUCUGCAUACCACCAACCUCUUCAACCGAUCUGGGCAGUGGGACGUCAAGUUACUAAUUACUUGUCGCACGCAGUAUCUCGAACCGGAUUAUCGGAGUCGCUUUGAGCCCAAGGCGGUUGACCAGUACACUCGUGUCGCCAACGAUCUUUUCCAGCAAGCCGUCAUCGCCCCAUUCACCAGAGAGCAAAUCGAGGACUAUGUAGAGCACUAUGUUCCUCUUGAGCCGCGCACCUGGGUCAAGAAGGACUACAUGGACAAGCUAGAGGCUAUCCCCAAUCUGAUGGAUCUAGUCAGAAACCCGUUCCUCCUUACCCUGUCACUGGAGGCCCUUCCUACGGUCAUGCAAGGGAAAACCGACCUCUUUAAGCCUCGGGUCACUCGUGCUGAGCUGUACGACACUUUUGUGAGACAAUGGAUGGCUGUCAACAAGCGCCGUCUGGAGGAUCAAAGACUGGACAGGGAGAACCAGAUGGCUUUCGAGGAGUUGUUGGAGGCCGGAUUCGAGCAGAGUGGGGUCAAGUUUCAACAGGAUCUGGCAGCUGCGAUUUUUGUACAUCAGGACGGCAGCCCUGUUGUCGACUACAUCAACAAACGUGACAAAUCUUCCUGGAAAGCGGCCUUUUUCAGCAUGGACUGCGAGACGAGUCUUCUCCGUGGUGCCAGCCUUCUCAGUCGAGUCGGCACGCAGUACCGCUUUGUCCAUCGCUCCAUCCUGGAGUACUUUUUCGCCUGCACCAUUUGUGGGCCCACCAAAGAGCAUGAUGAAUUUGAUCCGCCUGUCCAUUCCGAAACCCCCGCCACCUCACCCACCUCACCCACCAUUAGCGCCCACCCGCUGUCUCAUAGGAACCUUGUCGUAGAGCCUUCGAUCAUCCAGUUUCUGGCCGAGCGAGUGCAGUUGGACUCUAGAUUCAAGGACGAGCUCCUCGCCAUCAUUGAGCAGUCCAAGACCGACAGCCAAGCAGCUCGAGCCGCGGCGAACGCCAUCACGAUCUUGGUCAAGGCAGGAGUGCGAUUCAACGGAGCUGAUCUUCGGGGUGUUCGAGUUCCCGCAGCCGACAUGUCUGGCGGCCAGUUCGACUUGGCACAACUGCAGGAGACUGACUUGACGGGUGUCAACGUCACCAAAAUCUGGAUUCGUCAGGCGAACUUCACCAGGGCGUGGAUGGAGGGAGUUCAGUUUGGAGAGUUGCCGUACCUGAAGGAGGAUGAUGAGGUAUACUCGUGUGCCUAUUCGCCUGACGGAUCAUCUCUCGCUGUAGGUCUCUAUGGAGGAGGCAUCAACAUUUACGAAACCUUCACAUGGACAAGGACUCACACUUUUAGAGGGCAUCGAGACCGUAUUAUGAGCAUUGCUUAUUCGCCAACCAGUCACCAACUUGUUUCAGGCAGCUACGACAAGACAGUACGAUUGUGGGACUGCGAGAGUAGCUCAUGCAUUUUUGUUCUAGAGGGGCAUACCGACUGUGUGUUGACUGUGGCGUUUUCACCCUCUGGCAAGCAGGUCGCUUCGGCUGGGGAGGACAAGACCGUGAGGCUAUGGGAUGUUCAGACAGGCGCUAAUCUAUUCAACUUGACCGGUCAUACUGAUUGGAUUCGUAGCAUUUCCUACUCACCCGAUGGACAUGCGGUUGUGUCUGUUGGCGACGAUAAGAUGAUCCGGUUCUUUGACACACAGACUGAACAGCCAGGGGAAGUCUGGGAGAGUCAAAGUGGAGAGAUGAAAAGCGUCGCAUUCUCUCCUGGAGGCCUAGAGAUUGCCGUAGGGCAUGCUAAUGGGGAGUUACAGCUCUACAAUGCAGCUACCGGCAAGCCAACGAGGAGCUGGAAGGCUCAUCGCAACGGUAUCGCGUGUGUGAGCUUUUCGCCGACCAGCCAAUGGGUCGCCACAUGCAGUUGGGACGGCACGGUGAAGGUCUGGAGUGCAGCAACAGGAUCGCUCCUAUCUGUCUUUGUCGGCCAUAGUUAUCGAGUGAUCCAAGUAGUCUUCUCGCCAAACGGACUCCAGCUUGCCUCAUGUAGUCUUGACGAAACCAUUCGACUCUGGGACAUGAGCUCGUUGGGUACAGGCAUGGACAUGGAGGGCGGAUCCGACCCGUUGACGAGCUUACUUUUUUCUCCAGACGGUCGAGUUCUCUUCUGUGGUACCGAGUCGGGAGCAGUGCGGCAGUAUGAUGCAGGAUCUGGAGAGUCUGGUCCUUUCUUUUUUUGCGGAAACAAGCCUGUCAAGUGCCUAGCGGUCUCCCCGGAUCGUCUCCGAAUCGCGUCAGUUGGAAUGGACGACAGAGUCGUCACUGUGCGGGACAUUGGAACAGGUCAGGCCGACGUUGUCUUGCUCAGUCACACAGAAAAGGUGACCGCUAUGGCCUUCUCAACUGACAGCCGCUGGAUCGCCACGGGCAGUGAGGACAAGACAGUGCGACUUUGGGACGCUCGUUCAGGGAUACUGGACCGCGUGCUUGAAGGCCAUACCGGUUCUGCUGUUUGUUUGGUAUUCUCGCCGAACAGCCAUGGAAUAUUGUCGGGGAGUAGGGAUGGAACAAUUCGAGCGUGGGAUUUGGACAGUCGUGAGUGUAGAGUCGUUGUGGAUGCUGGCGGUGAUAUAGAACUUUGGGCAAUAUCGACUUCACCUAAUGGCUUGAGGGUUGCUUCUAAAGACUUUUUCAGUGGUGCUGUUAAGCUUUGGAACGCGGAGGGCGGGCAACUUCAACAACCGCUAGAGGACAACGAAGAACGUCACUGUUUUGCGUUUUCGUCCUGUGGCCAAUGGAUGAGUGUAGGCUUGCCUCGCUCGAUUUGUCUCUGGAAUUUCGUCGCUUACACGUCGGCGGAAGGAGGAGGAGGAGGAGGAGGAGGAGAGUGGAGGUGUUCGGUGCGUAUCCGAGAUAUCUUUGGAAAGAUCAACAGCAUUGCUUGGAAACCUGACACGCUAGAGUUUAGCAUCGGAUGCGAGAAUGGGUCUCUUCAAGUGUGGAGACUGGUGGAGACGUCGGCGUCGUCGGAUGCAUGGUUGGUCCAGUUGGUUUGGAGCGCUGGAAAUCCUGUUCUAGUUACCUCGGACGCCGUUUUUGCCGAUGCUAUUGGUCUCUCCUCAGCCAAUCAGCGAUUGCUCACUCAACGUUGCAAGGGUAGUGAUGCUUAA
Linnemannia hyalina is the source of this 5124-nucleotide messenger RNA. The record is from the annotation of a GenBank genome assembly. NCBI's taxonomy places the organism in Eukaryota, Fungi, Mortierellomycota, Mortierellomycetes, Mortierellales, Mortierellaceae.